Molecule: messenger RNA, 3929 nt
Organism: Scaptodrosophila lebanonensis
Lineage: Eukaryota; Metazoa; Arthropoda; Insecta; Diptera; Drosophilidae
Product: Werner syndrome ATP-dependent helicase-like
Exons: 2
Coding region: 50-3775 (1241 amino acids)
Biological process (GO): DNA replication; double-strand break repair via homologous recombination
Cellular component (GO): nucleus; chromosome; cytoplasm
Molecular function (GO): four-way junction helicase activity; 3'-5' DNA helicase activity; ATP binding
Source: RefSeq, a predicted model, not a curated record
UAUUCGUAAUUCAUAAUAACAAUUAAAUUGCAUACGCUGUGGAGGAAUUAUGGAACGAAGUGAAAGGCAGAGGAUGGCAAAGCCCGAAGUAGAACCUACGCAAAUAAUCCCGGAGGAAUAUUUGGAGUGCCUGCGCAAAAAUUUUGGGCUCGAAACAUUUCGUCCGCUACAGUGGGAAGUCAUUCGCUCUAUUUUAGUGGAGCAGCGCGAUGUUUGUGCCAUUAUGGCGACUGGCUAUGGCAAGUCCCUUACCUAUCAAUUUCCAGCUGUCUACCUCGAUAAGGUGGUGCUCGUUAUAUCGCCGUUGAUUGCCUUAAUGGAGGAUCAAGUUCAGGGACUGAAUUCUAAGCACGAGCGUGCCUGUUUAUUGGGCACCGCACAGGAGGAUCCAGGGAUAAAGGUGCGCAUAAUGGCAAUGGAAUUCAGAAUAAUAUACGCCACACCAGAGUAUCUAACAACUGGUAACGGCCAGAAGCUGCUAUACGAUUUGGGCGACAACCUAGCCCUGAUCGCCAUAGAUGAGGCGCACUGCAUCUCCCGAUGGGGCCAUGAAUUUCGACCCGCCUUUCGAGAGCUGUCUGAGUUGCGAUCCACUGUGCCCCAUGUUCAAAUUUUAGCUCUCACCGCAACGGCGACUCACCAAGUGCGUCGGGAUAUUUGCGAGCAACUGAGUAUGCGCAACCCUCGGCUGCUGACCAGCGGCAUUGAUCGCCCCAAUUUGGAUUUGAGUGUGCGCCUGAAAAGCACGGCUAAGGGCACAUCAGCGAUUUGGUUGCAAUUGCAACCCUAUCUGAAUUGGGCUGUCACCCAAGGUGGAUCCACUAUUAUUUAUAGCAAUACCAUACGGAUGGUCGAGGAUAUAAGCAAAGUGUUGAUGGCAAAUGGCGUAUUCUGUCCCUGUUAUCAUAGCAAUCUUCCGAUGGAAAUACGUCGCCAAAAUCAGCAGGAUUUCACCAGCAACAAAAAAAGUGUUAUUGCUGCCACCACCGCCUUUGGCAUGGGCCUGGAUAAACAAGAUGUGUGCCUGAUUGUCCACUAUGGGGCACCCAGCGAUAUUGAGCGCUACUACCAGGAAAUUGGGCGUGCUGGACGCGACGGCCGGCAGGCCAAAUGUGUGCUCUUCUACAGUGACUCUGAUGCUAUGUUACACAGGAAGCUGCAGGACAUCAAUCACCUGACACCUGCACGCGGUCAAACCUUGCAAAUGUUUGCUAAACAAAUGGUAGAAUAUACACGAACAACCGAAUGCCGUCGUCGUUUCAUACUCGGCUAUUUUGACGAUCAGACAGCGUUGGCAGAGCUACAGCCGCGGCGCACUUGUUGCGACAAUUGUCGAAAGCGGAAUCAUAGCAUCAACUACCAGCGGUUCUACAAGGGUCUCAACGCAAACGGAGACCUCGAUGUUACCGCGGAUGCACUCUACAUAAUGACCAUGAUGCGUGAUGGAAAUGGUCGUAUCGGUUUGACCAAACUAAGCAGAGCACUGCGUGGAUCCCGCGACAAGACUUUACCGGAUGUCUGCAGGCUGCAUAGAUAUUUUGGUCGUUGCAGCGACAAGCCGGAGGCGUGGUUUAAAGUGUUAGCUGAACAUCUGGAGAGCAAAGGCUACAUACAAUACGAUUGGAAACAGAGUAGGGUCGCAAAUUUCACAUACAUUAUGCCCCAUGUCUCACUCAAGGGUUGCUGUUGGCUCGAUAAUGACAAUGACCAGCGAGAAGCCAUUGUCAUUGAGCCCUAUCCUGGGCUGGUCAAAUACCUAGUACCGAUUAACAGCGACAACACGAGCAGCUCUCCUAAAAAGGUUGUCAAAGCUACUCGAAAGACUGUGAUGACCAAACCGCCUGGGAUCAGUGAAAAACAGUGGAUACCUGUGGAAAAAGAAAUAUUAGAAAUUAUCGAGAAGAAUAGAUUAGUGAGUUCUAUAAAUAGCAAUCAUGCAUUCCCUAAACUUUAUCAGACAAAUCAACCGACAAAUGGCAGCUCAACAAAGCAGACAUCCUUAGAGUCCAGCAGGUGUGAAGCAUCUAAUUUAAUGCCCAUAAAGAAGGUAGAAAUUGAAGAAGAGCAUGAGGAAAUUAUGCCCUCACCUUCUAAACUAAGUCAGACAAAUCAACACACAACUGACGGAUCAAUAAAGCAUAUAUCCUUAGAGCCCGGCAAGGAUACAGAAUAUAAUCUGAUAUCUUUAGUGAAGGUGGAACUUGAAGAAAAGAACAAUGAAAUGAAGCUCUCUGCCCCUCCACCAAAUCGAAUAAGUCAUUUAACAAAGCAGACAUCCUUAGAGCCCAGCAGGUGUGAAGCAUCUAAGGUAGAAAUUGAAGAAGAGCAUGAGGAAAUUAUGCCCUCACCGUCUAAACUAAGUCGGACAAAUCAACACACAACUGACGGAUCAAUAAAGCAUAUAUCCUUAGAGCCCGGCAAGGAUACAGAAUAUAAUCUGAUAUCUUUAGUGAAGGUGGAACUUGAAGAAAAGAACAAUGAAAUGAAGCUCUCUGCCCCUCCACCAAAUCGAAUAAGUCAUUUAACAAAGCAGACAUCCUUAGAGCCCAGCAGGUGUGAAGCAUCUAAGGUAGAAAUUGAAGAAGAGCAUGAGGAAAUUAUGCCCUCACCGUCUAAACUAAGUCAGACAAAUCAACACACAACUGGCGGAUCACAAAAGCAGAUGUCAUUGGAACCCCACGGAAAUGACGAAUCUAAUGUGAUAUCUUUAGUGGACGUGGGCAUUAACGGACAGAACGAGGCAAUACCGCCCAAACCUUCGACACAAAAUCUGGCGAUUAAAUCGCCAACAUAUGCUCAGGCAGUGCAGGCGCUUUUUCGCUUUAGGAUGGAAUUGGCGCGCAAUUUGUUCCUAAUGCCCUCGAUGAUAGCCACAGACCUGGCUCUAACCCAACUGGCACUGGCCAGGCCCAGUAACAUGGACGAGUUGCGCGAUUGCCAACUUGAUGAAUAUUAUAAUUCCAAAUACGAACGUUAUGGUCCUGAAUUGCUUAAAUGUCUGAGGAGUCUGCAAGGAGCUGAUAAUGAUGAUAAGAACGAUGUAGAAUUGGAAGCGACAUCCAAGAAACGGCAACGUUUGGAUAGCGACGCUUCGAACGCGAGUUCCACUGACUCCAACGAAAUCGGGGGACGUCCUGAACCGACGUGGAACUGCUCUGAGGAAUGGGAUUGGGAAUGGAUCGAUGAAUCAUUGAAAGUUGAGCAGCAAUUCAAAACAAAAGACUUGCGGCCAGAAACUUCAGAUCUAUGGGGGUCGGACGGGGAAUCUGAUAAUGAUGUGGCACAAUUCGACAAUAUUAAACAGGAGCCCGUUAGUCCAAAGUGUUCACAUAAAUUGAAUUUUAAUCCCAUCGAUGUAGCAGUAACAGAUGAGAACCUUACCUCGACGCCGAUAAAGGAAGAAAGAUCCGACAGUGCAGAUCUUUGGGGCUCGGAUACAGAUGUUGAAUUUGAUUUUAAACAAAUAGAUGAAGCGGUCGCGCUCUCCCAAAACACAUCACCUGACACUCCAAGCACCUCUCAAUCAAAUGCCAAAAACAAGCAGCCAAGUCCAAAUACAUCUACCGAUGAGGGUGUAGAAGUCUCAUCUAAGAAUACCGAUCACCAGCGUUUACGUCGGGCUAGCACAGAUCUUUGGGUAUCUGAUGAUGAUUGGGAUGUUGAUUUCAAUGAAAUCGAUAACGCCAUUAUGAAAUCAACUUGUCCAGUGACCCAGUUAGACAUGCUUCUGCAUGAUUUCAACCAGAUAGUUAAGGAGGAAGGCAAAGCUACUUAGAGCUAAUUAAAAAAGCUUGUCCCACCACAUAGGACAUUUAUAAGCAUUUUAUUUGUAUGCUUCUAUUGCCAGUAAGUCCAUAAGUCUUCCCAUGUACAAGUAUAUAUCCUAUACUUGUAUGCUAAAUUAAGAAAUUAUCGUAUUUUUAGGAAAA